Alligator sinensis (Chinese alligator) is the source of this 6274-nucleotide messenger RNA. Its product is annotated as SLAIN motif-containing protein-like. The transcript is spliced from 9 exons. The record is from RefSeq and is a predicted model, not a curated record. Lineage: Eukaryota; Metazoa; Chordata; Crocodylia; Alligatoridae. Gene Ontology annotation, cellular component: microtubule plus-end. Gene Ontology annotation, biological process: microtubule nucleation; positive regulation of microtubule polymerization; cytoplasmic microtubule organization. The coding region runs from base 357 to 2342 and encodes 661 amino acids.
CGAUGGCGGCAGCCUCAGGUGCGGGGAGUCUCUGCAUUUUCCCCGCGGCUCCUGCCCAGCGCCCUUUAUUUCGCGGGAGCUGUGAAGGGGCCGGUUUUUACCGGGGCGAGGCAUCCGGUGGGCGACGCCUCUUAUUGCGGGGACACCUGCUGCCUUGCCUGGGACCUGCCGGGUCGCUGGGGGACAGGGGCAGGGGCAAGCGGAGCAGGCGGUGCUGCAGGGAGGGAGCCUGUGUGCGCUCCUGCGCUUGCUGCUCCCUGCUUUGUGUGGCACCCUUUCUAGUUGGCUUCCAGCAUUGAACCAGGGACCAGUGCGCACCCGAAAAACUAACAGAGUGAAAUUGUGUGUUCUUGAAGAUGGUAGUUCCUGGCAGUGCACCUGUCAUACAGCAAGAUCAUGCUCUGGAACCUGACCUGGGGCAGGAUUCAACAGAGAAUUCUGCUAUGGGUCCUGACACAGAACCAGGUGCUGAUCAGGUGGGUCCAGAGCUGGAGGAGGUGCGAAAGCUGCAGGAACUAGUGAGGAGACUGGAGAUCCAAAAUCAGCAGUUAAGAACUAGAAGCCGUAGAAGUGUGCUCGGCACAAAUGCUCAGAGCCAGAUUGACAGUGGCGUGGAGAACCAUGAUCCAGGUCUAAAUGGAAUGGAAAUUAAUAAUAGUAUCAACGCUAUCACUGAAAAGCACGAAUUACAAAUAAUGGCAGAUCUACACAGCAAGCUAAACAAAAUAAGAACAGAGGAGGAAGAGAGUGAUUGUUUAAAGAAAAACAUGAUUUCUGAAAUGCAGUACUGCAACAAUACUGCUACUGAAAAAGUGUCUCCUAAUUCAGAACACACAGAUAAUACAGAAAUACUGUAUAAUGAUGUAAGAGUUAGCUGUCCUUCAAGCAUGGAUAAGAGUAGCAGUAUGGAGCUUGGGGAAGACCUGAUCACAACAAGUAUUGAUUCGUCAGUUAAACCAAGUGAAGAGAGUCCCAAUAAGAAGAGUGACGAUCUAGGAGACCUCUUGAAUGAUACUGCUCUGGAUGAAGUGGAAGUGCUAGAACUAGGGAAUUGCAAUGAUGAAGAGGAUUGCUGGUUGUAUGUCUCUCCAAGAAAAUCCAUUACAGAUCAGAAAACAGAAUCGCCUCUGAAAUGGUGCCGGCAGGUGUUGGACAACCCCAGUCCUGAAACAGAAGCAGCCUGUCGAACUCUUAUAAAUCGACUUGACCAAGCCAGUAGGUGGAAAAACCUGUAUUGCAGUCCAUUGGCAUCACCAAGUGCACAUAACUUGAAUACAGAGACAAGCUCCUGUAGCAAUGCACUAAACUCUCCUGGGCACCUCAAAUCGACUAACAAAGCACUACUAACCUGUGGCAGCUCAGGUUACUUGAGUAUGCAUUCUGCACUGAGCUCUCAGUCCUCUGUGGACAGUGAGCUUAGUACAUCUGAUGACUCUAUCUCUAUGGGCUACAAACUGCAGGACUUGACUGACGUCCAGGUUAUGGCACGCCUACAGGAAGAAAGUCUCCGCCAGGAUUGUGCUUCUAGUUCUGCUUCAGUGUCUCGUCGUAGUUCCAGUGCCUCCCUUCACUCUCUCAGGAGAGGUACCUACAGCGACCAGGAGUUUGACACAUACAGUCUGGAAGAUGAGGAUGAUUAUGAUUGUUCCCUAUCCUAUCGUAGUGCUCACAGGUACUCACCAUCUCCUCUCAGCUCCCCCCGAUGUCAGUCCCCUUCUUCAGGAGCAGAUUACAACAGAGCAGCUACCUCUCGUAUUCGACCCCCAAGGAGAUCUGUGCAAAGCACCAUGCAAGAUCGACUGAAGUACACAAAUAAUGAAGAGGAGAUGCGUCACAGUAUGCCUAACUUGGCUAAGACAAGCCUUCGCACUCUAGAGUCUGUAAGGAGUAGCCGGAGUUUGGAAUCAGAUCUACAGGUGCCCAGCAGCCGACUUUCCAGAAUGCAGCAACCAUCAACAAGUUUGAAUCCCAGUAAGCUCAGGUAUUCCUCUAGUGCUGGUCAGUCUCCCUUAACAGUACGACAGCCAGUGAAAGGAGGGUCAUGCACAAAUUCUCUGUUAACACCAAGACAGCCAGUGAAAGCCUCCAGCUACACAAAUCCUGUUGGAGUUCGAAAACCACAGUCUUCUACUUAUAGUCCAGGGUCUUCCAAUAGCAGUUCUUCUACUACCAGGAGUAAUAUGGUCACGAUAGCCAAAAACUCGCCCAUCAAAGUACGGACAUCUGUAGGAGGAACUUCUACUCCUAAGAGCAAGCUGACACCCCCGUCCAAGAGAGUUCCUCAGUCGGCAAAAACCAGUCAGACAACUGCUGAUGAUUCUUGGAAGGAUGGAUGUUACUGAAGCAACCCAAAGAUGCUGAUGCACUGCCAAACAUCUGUGUUGAAGAACCCCAGCUGGCUGGGCAUAAGAAUACUCUAAAAUAUGGUUCUUUCCAGAUCCACUGCAUGGGACUGACUUAUACAUUCCUGAGCCCCCUCCCUCCAUCUCUAGAAUGCAGACUUUGUUCUUGACUUCAUUUAAUUUGUCAAGAGCUUGGCCUCUUAAUGAUAGAAAUGGACAAUUAUUUGUGUAAUGUAUCCCUGAACUCUGAAAAACUGCAGAAGCUUGAAUAGCCUUUGCAUCUUUAAUAUAGAUUUCUACCUACAGCCCAUUGUUGGAAGUGACAUUGACUGCGAUCCACUAUGACAUGUUCACAUGGAAACUUGCUUAAAAGGCCACAAGUUGUUGUGUUUGUGCCAGCAAGAAGCUACAACCUAUUGUUUGUUGCUCUUAGCAGGGGUUGGAGAGUGUAGAAAUAGCUGUAUAGGUGUUAGAAGGUUUGGGGUUUUUUUUAAUGCACCUGGUGUCAUCUAAUCUAGCUGGCUUGAAGCCCAGAAUUUUUUUUAUACUUAUUCCUGUAUAAAAUGUAUUUCUCUGCUACUUUUUAUUAAUGUUUCUCUAGAAGUCAAAGGCAGCUUUUAUAACUAUCAGUAGUACACUUCAGACAUGUUUGUAUCAAAGUGUGUGCAUCACAGUAGUGUCAGUUCACAAAUGAAGGAGUAAUACACAAUAUUUGUGUGGGUUUCUGAACAGGCCAUCAUAAUACAGUGGGUGGCACUUAAACUGAUAGUUGUCACAUUGCUAAGUUCUGUAUCUUAGUUGAGAAAAUACCAGCAAGCUUAACUUCUUGCAGAUGGUUAUGUCCAGUCUUUGGCACCCACUGUGUUAGAGAGACUACUUUUACUUGAAGUGUUUCUCUUCAUAAUAUACACUUUUCCCCAUUUCCUGUUAGUAACAAUUGCCCUUCAUUGGGUUUUGUAUGAAACUUUUUCUAAUUGCCUUUUUCAUAUGAAGGAAUUGGUAAAAUUGUCCCCCAUCUUCAGCAAGAGGCUGUUGAUUCAAAUGGAGUCCAUAAAAUAUGCACUGAUUUGAAUUCAGCAAUGUUUUCCCUGCCAUUAAUGUGAUUUGAUAGUGUAGCUUAAUAAAAUAUUAAGGUGCUGAAAAGUAGAUCUGCCUUAAUAGCAAGCAGGGAGUCUUGUUUUUUUGUUUAUGGUAACAUCUCUAGAAGUGUGAUCUGUAUCUCCCCUCUGCCCCAGUAAUAUGCAUUAAACUCUCCACUUGUCUAUUUACCAAACGUUAACUAAUGAGACGCACAAAAAGUUAGAGUCUAAAGACUACUGCUGAUUGGGUCAGCUUGUACUGCAUUGUUUAGCUGUUUAACUUAAUACCUUCUGUCCUUCAGACUUGUUUGCAAGCACUGAGAAUGGAGGCAAGAAUUGCACACAUCCCUGUUUUAGGGUCCAGUUGUCCAGACUGAGGGAGAAUAUGAGAGACCUUGCUUGUCAGCUUGGUAUGUUUGCUCCCUGUGACCCUUACUUUAUCUGUUGCAGGCUUGUCCUGUUUCAGUAGGAGUAAAGCUGGAAGAGUUGCACUAUUUUAGCUAAUUUGUAUCUAGUAACUAGAUUUUAAUGCUAGUUUUGUCUCCACUUAGUUUUGAGUGAUAGGCAGAAUUAAUCACCAGGGACCUGGGGCCAGCUGGCUCCCAGAGCAGCUUCUGUUCUGGAAAAUGUAACUUUUGUCUGCAGGAGACCACUUUUUGGGUCAGAUUUCUCCCUGCCCCCAGUUAUACUCAUUUCUGAAAUCCUCCUCCAAUAGCUGUUAUCCUCUUGUUAAACCCACUUCUCCUUUGGAACAUAUUUAGAAUCAUAGGAAGGUAGUGCUGGAAGGGACCACGUGAAGUCAUUUAGUCCAGGCCUCUAGCUCAAGGCAGGCUUGUCCUUGACUAAUCCAUCCCUGCCAAGUAUCUAACCUUUCUCUUAAAAACUUUGAAGGAUGGAGAUUCCAUGAUUUCUUUGGGUAGCUUGUUCAAAGCUGGCCACCUGCAUAGAAAAUUCUUACUGAUCUCCAACCUAAAUUUCUUCUGCUGUAGCUUGAGCCCAUUGCUCUUAAUACUAUCCCCUACAGCCACAGAGAAAAGUACAUCUCUAUCUUUUCUAUAAUUGGCCAUUUUGGUAAGUCUUCAAAUACCAAUCCCUCCCCCUGCCCAUCCUCUUUUCUCCAGAGGAAGUAACCCUUGUUCUUUUAGCCUUUCUGCAUAAGUCUUGUUUCCCAGGUCCCUCAUCAUUUUUGUUGUUCUGCAUGGGACUCCUUUGAAACUGUCCACAGCCUUCUUGAUGUGUAGAACACAAAACUGGACAUGAUACUCCAGGUGAGACCUCACCAGUGCUGAAAAGAGCAGAAAGUAUAUUACAUUGUCAAGGUAUUACAUUCACUGUUCUUCCCCAGUUUAUAAAGGCUGUCUCCUUAUAGAAGAAAAUCAGGUUGGCAAAGCAUAACUUGCUCUUGGUAAAUCCAUGCUGCUUGUUGCUAGUUGCCUUGCUCUCCUCUAGCUGCUUCACUGAGCUCCUUGAGGACCUGCUGCAUGAUUUCCUCAUGGAGAAAUGAUCUGUUAGGGGGAAAAAGGACAUCCCCAUAAUAUUUUUCCAUGCAGAAAAGUACCCUGUUAUGUUGACAGGCUCAAGAGUUAGGUGAAGGUACAGAAGAGUCAGUGUCUUGAAAUUUUAGUCUGUCCUAAAGGAAGUUUAAUAUCUGUAAAAGUAAUUUUCCUUCAACAGAUCAAGAGUCUUCAAGGCUUUCUUUAGUAAAGUUAAGUUGCACUAAAAUGUGUAUAGUGUAGUUGUUUCUAAUGGGACCCAAAAUCAGGUUUCAAUUGUUUCAGCUCUCUAUUCAAAGAGAAACAUUCCACUUAGAUGAGGAGAGGGACAGAUAAGUUUAAUAUAAGCUUCUUUUAUUCUAAAUGCACAUCAUUAGAAUUAAAAACAUAAGUAGUGUAAUUGAUGUUAAGAAGUUAAACUAUUCUUAGUGAUGUCUGAUUCAUGUUUUCAAGAUUUAUUGUAAUAAAUUGAUAAUUAUCAACUCUGGCACUCUUGCACUUCAUAGCAAGUCAAAGCCCUAAAUCACUAGGUAAAAAAUAAGUAAGUGAACUUAAGCCAGAGUUAACACUUAGCAUUAGUGUCUAAUAGCCAAAAACUGAAUUUCAUUUACAAGCUGACUCCUUUGGCUCGUGCACAUCCUGUAGCUUCACUUGCAUCUAUUCUGCUUAGGUUAUAUGUUUUUGGGGAUUUCAGAGGACUUAAUAAUUAAAAGAUACCAAACAAGAGAAUUAUGCCAUCAGACAAGUAUACAGUAAGUUAACUUGUUUUGCUCUAGUGAUUUUAAACCUUCAAAGAGAAGUAAUAUUCUCACUUCCAAGAGGGAAAGAAGUCCUACUUGGAAGGACAUUUGUUCAGCUUGAGAGACUGUCAACAUGGUUUUGAAAGACUAAAGAAUCUCACUCUGCCAUGGACAAUUAAAAGUUGAAUGACACCCUGACAUUUCAUGCAAAUCCUCAUUUUGGGUUAAGAAGCAACAAAUUGCAUUACAGACAGUAAUAGCCUGAUUUGGUAGUAACAACUAGGAAGAUCUAACUGGGUCUUCACUGCAGUACAGUGCUGUACAAAGGCAGUGAUCUACAUUAGAGAGAGAGAGAGAGAUGCAGAUACAAUGCAACAUUCUACUUGGCACUAGUUUUCUCUUUCCCUUGGGAGGAAGAAGAGAUGUGAUGUUUUCCUGAAGGGUUGAUGCAUGUAGAGCCUUGCUUAUUACUGCUUUUAGAAAGCUCUAUCCAAAUUACCAAGCUCUUCAAGUGAUAAGGCACUUUAGUGGACAGGUAGGAAAAGAAAGAAUAUGUUUUGAAUUGUCAUCCUUAUCUAUUAGAUGUUAGUCUUUAGCCUUUAUUUUGGAUAGAGCCAUGU